Olea europaea var. sylvestris is the source of this 892-nucleotide messenger RNA. RefSeq names its product ethylene-responsive transcription factor 1B-like. Gene Ontology annotation, molecular function: DNA-binding transcription factor activity; DNA binding. The record is from RefSeq and is a predicted model, not a curated record. Gene Ontology annotation, biological process: ethylene-activated signaling pathway; regulation of DNA-templated transcription. Lineage: Eukaryota; Viridiplantae; Streptophyta; Magnoliopsida; Lamiales; Oleaceae. The coding region runs from base 134 to 793 and encodes 219 amino acids. The transcript has a single exon.
AUAGACUCCCAUAUUCGAAAAAUAUUACCAAACCUUCAAGAAUCAAAGCAAGUGCAAUUGUUCGACGCAGUGAGCGAACCACUUCAAACCAUUUCUUCUUUAUUCUACUUUCGAUUUCCUAAUUCAUAUUAUUAUGAACUCUAGUAAUAGUAGCACCCAACUCCAACAUCAAUAUUCACCCAUUUCAUCUUCUAAUUCUCCCCAAAAAUUCUCUUGGGAAUGGGAUAAUAAACUUGUUUUAGAACACAAUUCACUCCCAUUCAAUGUCAAUGACUCCCAAGAAAUGCUACUAUUUGGCAUCCUAGCAGAAAUUGCAAGUGAUGACUCCAAUUCCAAUUCUUCGAUAAGUUGCAAAGAAGAAGAGGUUACAUCAAGCACAAAAGUCGAAAAGGAAAGAGAAAAAUCCUAUAUCGGUGUCAGAAAGCGGCCCUGGGGGAAAUACGCAGCCGAAAUUAGGGAUUCGACUAGAAAAGGAGUACGUGUUUGGCUUGGAACAUUCGAUAGCCCGGAGGCUGCUGCAUUAGCUUAUGACGAAGCUGCAUUUGCAACCCGUGGUCCAUCUGCUGUGCUCAAUUUUCCGGUGGAGAGAGUGAUCGAGUCGCUUCAAGAUAUGAAGAAUGGUUGUGAUCAAGGAGAGUGCUCUCCAGUGAUUGCACUGAAGAAGAGGCAUUCAAUGAGGAAAAGAUCAUUUAUUAAGAAAAGGAAGGCAAAAGAGGCAGAGGUAGAAAAUAUUGUUGUGGUAGAGGACUUGGGAGCUGAAUAUUUGGAGAAACUUUUGAGUUUUGGUGAAUGAUCUUCCAAUUUUCCUUUUACUUAUUUCUUUUUUUUCUAAGCCAGUUGUAUCAAUUGUGAUUGUUGGAUGAACUUAACAUAUAUUUUGUUUUUAUGUCAA